AUGCCCGUGUUGCGCAAGCUAAUUGUCGUCGCUGCGGUCGAUGGCUUAAUCCUACACGCGGGCGGUCCGCGGUUUAACGGCAACAACGAAGCCUCCUCCAUCCGCAUAGACUACAAGACGAACAAGAUCACCGCCCUGCCCACCCCGACUCCCGAAGCCUUCGAGGGCCGCGAUGCUUUGGAGUCAUAUGGUCUAGUCGGCCUAUUGUCCGUGGCGUCAGUUUCGUUCCUUGUCUCCAUUACCCAGCGCCAAGAAGUCGCCCAAAUACAAGGCCACCCGGUUUACUCCGUGACCAACGUCGCUAUAAUUCCCACAUCCUCCCAAGAAGACGCAACCCGCGCAAUCACACAAGCCCGAAAAGAAGUUUCACAAGGCGACCCGGACCUCGAUCCCUCGUCCGACGAAGACGAUGACCCGGACAAUGCCACGGACGCUGCGCCAACAGAGAUAGGCAGCGCGCCGACUUCGCCAACCCGCGAGAACUUCCACGCGCGCGGCCUCAGCGUCAGCAGUAUAGCCGAAGAUGUUAUUGGUAAACGGCUCCGAUUCGGACGGUUCGCAGCGAACUGGCUAUCGCGCAAGAAUUUAGGCUUACCGAGGCCUGGAGAGCCGGAUCCGGAGAUUCUGGAAACACCAUUUGACGAUACCCCUCGGAUGUCGACCGAAGGGUCCGAGGUUGGGGAUUCUAGUACCGAGGCGAUUCUUCCGCAGGAAUUUGGGUCUCAGAGUGACUCAAAUCAACCAGGGGCUGGGCAGGCUGCUGAACUGUUGCCGAAACUGUUGAGGUAUACGAAGCUGCUCUUUGCUUCGCAUAAUUUCUUUUUUGCAUACGAUUAUGAUCUUACGAGAUCGUAUAACGCACAGGGUCCGAGGAGUGGCCAUCUGCCUCUUCACAAGACAGUUGAUCCUUUGUAUUUUUGGAACCAACAUCUUAUGACUGCACUCAUAGAUAGCGAUGCCCACGGAUUUGUUUUGCCCCUGCUGCAAGGGUUUGUUGGCCAGCGAGAGUUUACAGUCGCUCUUCCUGACAAGAAAGAAUCGGACGGGAGUCCUAAAGAGGAACCCGUCGAAGCUCGUAUCAUUGGUGACAGUCAAGAUGCAGAGGCUGUUGAGCCCCAAACUCCCAAGCAAAACUUCCUUUUGACUCUGAUCUCGAGGCGCUCUGUCAAUCGGCCGGGUGUUCGGUAUCUUCGUCGCGGUGUUGAUGAUGAAGGCAACACUGCCAACACAGUGGAGACGGAGCAGAUUCUUUCAGUGCCGGAUUGGGAUCCGUCGCAAAAUGUCCACUCCUAUCUACAGGUGCGAGGGUCUAUUCCGUUAUAUUUCUCGCAGUCCCCGUAUGCCUUCAAGCCGAUCCCAGUGUUGCAUCAUUCUGCCGAGACGAACCAGCUCGCGUUUGGGAGACAUUUCCGAGAACUAAGUCGGAGGUACGGCAAGAUACAAGCAGUGUCCUUGAUUGACAAACAUGCCGGAGAAUUGAAAGUGGGCGAACAGUACGAGAGAUAUGUCGAUGUCUUCAACAAAGCCGGAGGCAUUGAUGGUUUGCCGCUGCGUCUAGAGUGGUUCGAUUUCCACAAUGAGUGUCGCGGCAUGAAGUUCGAGAAUGUCAGCCGGCUGGUCGAUCGGCUGAAAGAAACUCUUGAUGAAUUUGGUUAUUCUACCGUGAAAGAUGGUUCUAUGUUGCACAAACAAGCUGGCAUUGUGCGAACAAACUGCAUGGAUUGCCUCGACCGCACAGGUGUUGCACAGUGUGCCCUUGGUCAAUGGGCACUCGAGCGCCAGCUGAAGGAGGAAGGAAUUUCAAUCGACCUCGGCGGAGAUUCUUCAACUCAAUGGUUCAAUACACUCUGGGCAGACAAUGGAGAUGCGAUCUCAAAGCAAUACUCGUCGACUGCAGCCCUGAAGGGCGACUAUACUCGCACUCGCAAGCGAGAUUAUCGAGGCGCCCUGAAUGACUUGGGUUUGACACUCUCGCGAUAUUACAACAACAUUGUCAACGACUAUUUUUCUCAAGCCUGUAUUGACUACCUCCUGGGCAAUGUGUCCACGCACGUUUUCGACGAGUUCGCCAUGGAACUACAAACCACUGAUCCAGGGAUCUCGUUGCAAAAACUCCGCCAAAACGCAAUUGACACGAGCUGUAAAAUCGUGAUCAGCAGUCCAUCUGAAGAGUUCCUCGGCGGUUGGACUAUGCUGACACCACGACAACCGAAUACCCUUCGCACACUUCCAUUCGAAGAAUCCGUCCUCCUGUUGACAGAUGCAGCGGUCUACAGUUGCCGCUUUGACUGGGAAACCGAUAAAGUACUUUCAUUUGAACGCAUUGAUCUGCGUUCCAUUUCUCGCAUUCACUACGGCACAUACAUCACCUCCAUCCUGACAGAUACUCAGGCCAAUGAGAGAAGCAAUGUUGGAUUGGUUGUCGUAUACCGAGAUGGCGAUGCGAAUGCUCUUCGCGUCAACACGCGCUCUCUGCAGACGAACGUGCGCCCCGCUGCUCUUGAACCUCCAAGCAACAACGGUGAAUGGGACCUUGUAUCCUGGCUCCGGGGCAAUAAGCGAGCAACGACUCGCUUCAUUGCGUUCAAAUCGAUGCCUAUCUCCAAUCCUGUGGCUAGUCCUCGUGCGGGUCCCAACGCUGGCACCGUUACCGUUAAAGAACUUGAUCGGGUGCGGGGCAUUUGCCAGGAAAUUGAACGCGCAAUGAUGGCUGGCGAUGGACAGAAUGUUGAUUCAGCGUCUGUAGUUGAGCAGUCAGAUAUUAUAUCCUUGGCUGAUGCCAAGAAACGUACUGGAAUCUUGGAGUAUCUUGUAUAUGAUAUCAAGAAGAUGGUGUGGGCUUGA
Molecule: messenger RNA, 2844 nt
Organism: Penicillium maclennaniae
Lineage: Eukaryota; Fungi; Ascomycota; Eurotiomycetes; Eurotiales; Aspergillaceae
Exons: 3
Coding region: 1-2844 (947 amino acids)
Biological process (GO): phosphatidylinositol dephosphorylation
Cellular component (GO): endoplasmic reticulum
Molecular function (GO): phosphatidylinositol-4-phosphate phosphatase activity
Source: RefSeq, a predicted model, not a curated record